Acanthopagrus latus (yellowfin seabream) is the source of this 1303-nucleotide messenger RNA. Its product is annotated as butyrophilin subfamily 3 member A2-like. NCBI's taxonomy places the organism in Eukaryota, Metazoa, Chordata, Actinopteri, Spariformes, Sparidae. The transcript has 7 exons. The record is from RefSeq and is a predicted model, not a curated record. Bases 74 to 1183 code for a protein of 369 amino acids.
AAGUUCACAACCUGUUAACGAUUAACAGACUUGCAGUCCGGUAAACCAACACUUCAGACUACAGACGUGCGGGAUGUUUGAGAUGGCUGGACCUCUUCAAUCUCCACUCAGAAUAAUAAACGUUCUGGUUGUCCAUCUUCUCCUGGCAGACUUCUGUAGAGGUCAGUUUCAGUUAACUGGUCCACCUCAGCCAAUAGUGGCAACACUGGGUGAUGACAUCAUUCUGCCAUGCCAUUUAGUACCUGGAAUGGAUGUUACUGGCAAGACACUGGAGUGGACGAGACCUGAGCUGGAUCCCAGAUUUGUGUUUGUGUGGCGUGCUGGCCAGGACCAUGUAAAUUUAAAAAAUCCAUCCUACAAAGGAAGGACGUCACUGUACACUGAUGCACUGAAGCGUGGAGACAUUUCACUGAAACUGUCCAAUGUGAAAACUUCAGACAGGGGAAGAUACAAAUGCUACAUUCCAGAUUUAAGUACAGUGUCUUUCGUUGAGCUUGUUGUAGCAUCACGUGCUGUUUCCGGGCCUACCGUCUGUCUAUCAGGGCUGGACAGAAACAAAGGAGCAGUGGUUCUGCAGUGUAAGUCUACAGGCUGGUAUCCAGAACCUGAGGUGUUCUGGCUGGACGGUGAGGGAAACCUCCUCUCUGCUGGACCUACAGAGACAGUCAGAGGUCCUGAUGACCUCUAUACUGUCAGCAGCAGAGUGACUGUGGAGAAGAGACACAGCAACAGCUUCACCUGUAGAGUCCAACAGAACCACAUCAACCAGAUCAGAGAGACACACAUACAUGUUCCAGAUGAUUUCUUUGAGGUCCAGUCCAGUUCUUCUUCUACCACAGCUGGUUUGUCUGUUAGUUUGGCUGUUUGCAUCCUGGUUAUUCUGAUUCUUGGCUUUCUUUUGUGGAGACAAUACAAGACAAGAGAGAAGAAACAAAAUGGUGAAGUGCCCACAGAAGAGGAAGAGAAGCUGAUGAAGGUAUUGUACAAGCAGAAGUUAAAGGAGGAGCAGCAGGAGUUAAAGGAGGAGCAGCAGAGCAGAGAGGAAGCUGAGAACAGAGUUCAGAUCCUGGAGGAGGAGCUGCAGAAGAAGAACAGAGAGGUUUGGAUUUAUAUUCUUCACAGAACUUUUAUUUUCAGCCUCCUACCUGAUUCAUUUAAUCCACCUUCAGAUCUGUCAAAAUGAGACCAUGAUGGUUUUCAUCACUGAGUGUUUCUGUCUGCUGGUUCUGAUGAACACCAGUGUGUAACUGUACAAAGCUGUUUGUCUGUUACUGUUGUUGUGUUUCCUUGUUGUCUUAAUGAA